AGUGGGCUGGCAAUCAGAACAGACUCAAACCCCCAGAUCCACCGCCUAGAAUCCCCAUUAGCACCCACUCAGGUGGAGUCUUAGCCACCAUGUUUGCCAGGAGGAACAGCUCAGAUGUGACUGAGUUCAUCCUUGUAGGAUUCUCAGGCUCCCUGGGGCUCCACCUAAGCCUUCUAGGGCUGUUCUUGCUGGCUUACAUGCUGACUGUCACAGAGAACCUGGUCAUCAUCACAGUCAUUCGCGCCAGCCCCUCACUGCACAAGCCUAUGUACCUCUUCCUCAGCAACCUGUCCUUCCUAGAGAUCUGGUACAUCUCUGUCACGGUGCCCAAGAUGUUGCUCAGCCUGGUCUCUCCCAAGUUCCAGCACAUCUCCUUCACAGGCUGCAUGGCCCAACUGUACUUCUUCUUGGCACUGGCCUGUACCGAGUGCGCGCUCUUGGGUGUCAUGGCCUAUGACCGCUAUGUGGCGGUCUGCAACCCGCUUCGCUACCCAGUCAUCAUGAGCCCCGGUCUCUGCAGCCUCCUGGCUGGAGGCUCCUGGUUGUCUGGCUUCACCAUUUCCCUGGGGAAGGUCUUCUUCAUUUCUCGUCUAGGCUACUGUGGCCCCAACGUCAUGAACCACUUCUUCUGUGAUGUGUCCCCACUACUCAACCUUGCCUGCUCUGACAUGUCAGUUGCAGAGCUUGUAGACUUCCUCCUGGCGCUGCUCAUCUUGUUGGGGCCACUGCUGUUGACUGUCUUCUCCUACACGGCCAUUCUCAGCACCGUGCUACGCAUGCCCUCCGCCGGUGGCAGGCAGAAGGCCUUCUCCACCUGCGCCUCACACCUGGCCGUGGUGGUCAUCUUCUAUUCAGCUUCUCUCUUCAUCUAUGCCCGGCCCCGUGCCCUCUACUCCUUCGACUACAACAAGCUUGUGUCUGUUGUCUACACAGUGCUCACACCCCUAAUUAACCCCAUCAUCUACUGCCUUCGGAACCAAGAGGUCAAGCAAGCGCUACAUAAGGUACAGCAGCGAGCAGCCCAGGUUCUAGGCGCCUCCUCCUAGGAGGAACCAUGCUUCCCCAGUCCUGAACCUGCUCACCAGUCCAUCAGGGUGAACAGAUUGGCAUGCCCUCCCGCCAGCCCCUGAAUUCUGCUUAUGGCUACAAGCCAGCUGCAGCAGCAUGGCUCCCAGGUCUGAGGUCAGGACCCACUCAGGAGCCCUUCCCUGAACCCAUGCAAAGGCUGUGCUCAUGAAAGAAUUCUUUCCAACCAACCAUGGUCAACCUAUAGCCACAGCUCUUCUCACCUGAGGGGAGCAGAGAAGACCAUAGCAUACCGAGAUGUCUGUGCACACAGAUCUUUUAGCUCUGCAUGCCACGCAGGAGCAGCAAUGACCAGCGAGAACCUUGCCAUCCCUCCUAACCCUACUCCAGUGGCUUCUUCCAGGAGGUUUGUCUUCCAGCAGAAGGGGCCUUGCAGUUGCAGAGGC
Mus musculus (house mouse) is the source of this 1472-nucleotide messenger RNA. It is a transcript of the gene Or6b13, whose product is annotated as olfactory receptor family 6 subfamily B member 13. The record is from RefSeq and is a predicted model, not a curated record. Lineage: Eukaryota; Metazoa; Chordata; Mammalia; Rodentia; Muridae. Bases 90 to 1046 code for a protein of 318 amino acids. Gene Ontology annotation, cellular component: membrane; plasma membrane. Gene Ontology annotation, biological process: G protein-coupled receptor signaling pathway; signal transduction. Gene Ontology annotation, molecular function: G protein-coupled receptor activity; olfactory receptor activity. The transcript is spliced from 2 exons.